GCACGCUUAGAGCGCCUCCGCGGAUAAAAGUGCGUGAACCGCGGGUCGGCUGCUGUAACACUGCCUCCUGUGACCAAAGAGACUGGAUCGGACCUGAUACCGGGGAUCGGAACCAGUGACGGCUGAGUCAGCCGCACAGUUUGAAAGCCCCUGCAUUUCAGGUCAAGAGAUCCGUUGGCACAAUUCAAGGCGAGUGGAGCAGGGGUGGAGAUAGCUGAUGCCACAGGAAAACCUUGUUACGUCAUAGUCAAUCAUGGGGGAUUCAAUCUUCAACUGCUGUUAUGUCCCCCCUCAACCCCCAGGCAAGGAGGAGCACCGCAGGUCCAGGCGCACAGAGAUCAUGGCCUCCCAUUCUGCUUCCAUCUCUCCGAACAAACGCUUCCUAAUCUUCUUCGACUUCGACGAAACCAUCGUGGAUGAAACCAGCGACGACAUGGUGGUGGAGGCCGCCCCGGGUCAGCACCUGCCCGGCUGGCUGAAGGACACAUAUCGGCCCGGCCGCUACAACGAAUACAUGCAACGCGUACUGGCCUACCUGGCGGAGCAGGGCGUCACCGAGAGCGACUUACGCUGCAUCAUGGAGAAGAUACCGGCCUCCCCGGGCAUGCUCACCCUUUUCCAGUUUCUGCGCACCCGGCCGGCGCAUGACUUCGAAGUGGUGCUGGUGUCCGACGCCAACACUUUCUUCAUCGAGGCUUGGCUCCGACGCGCCGGGGUGCGCCAGCUCUUCCACCGGAUCUUCACCAACCCGGCCACUUUCAACAAGAACGGCCGACUGGUACUGCGGCCCUUCCACUCCCACGAGUGCCAGCGGUGCCCGGACAACAUGUGCAAGCAGGUGGUCGUCAGGGACUACGUGGCGCGCAGGACGCAGGAGCGCGGCCGCCCUUACCAGAGGAUCUUCUAUGUGGGCGACGGAGCAAACGAUUUCUGUCCAGCACUCUCGCUCGGGCCCCGAGACGUGGCCUUCCCACGGAGGGACUUCCCCAUGCACCGGCUUAUCACGGAGACCCACGAAGCCAUGCCCGGGGAGUUCAAGGCGGUCACAGUGCCUUGGGUCAGCGGGGAGGAUGUGAUUAUGCGACUGAGGAAACUAGUGGCGGAAUAGAAGAUUAGAUCAGAGAGCAAUAAAUUAUUAAAUACAUUAAACGCCAUUAAACUAUUGUUCAAAGCAAUAAAAAAAAAACCGUAGUGAGUAAAGUUGAAGGUUAAAGUUAAUUUGGCACAGUGUCCAACAGGUAAAUGCAGAUGUCUCAAAAGCCUACAGCAAGAACAGCCUAAACUCCUCAGCUAAAUCCCAAAGUGAGCAUGUAUGAAAUCAAAAUUGAAAAUAAAAAUCAGCGCAUCCCGUCCUCAUAAGUAAAGAAAAACCCCACAGAGCUUGGAAGUAUUUGCAUAUAAAUGCGGCCAUGUUACAUUUGGUAAUUAUACGGGGUAAUUCAGCAUAAGUUUUGUUUAUAUUUGCAACGAUUAAAGGUUUUAAAAAAUGAUUCAUUGGAUUCUUCUUAAGAUUAUAAUUGUGCUUUCUUAGAAACAGCGCAUUAUGAUUAUUAAUUGUUUUAUUAAUUAUAGCUUCAAACUGACAAUACCGCCAUCUGAUGGUGAUGGGCAUUACAACUGACCAAACUUGUUUUAAUCCACUUUUUUGUUUGUUUUUUAAUCGCCAAAUCUGUUAUUAGUUUGUCUAAUUUAGAGGUACAUGUAUAGUAAAUGAAAUGUUAUUUUUAUCUCUUUAUGUUCUGUCUUUACUGUGUAGGCCCAGCCUACGGACAAAAUGCCACCAGCAGGAAUAAAGCCAUAACCUGAAA
Molecule: messenger RNA, 1808 nt
Organism: Girardinichthys multiradiatus
Lineage: Eukaryota; Metazoa; Chordata; Actinopteri; Cyprinodontiformes; Goodeidae
Product: probable phosphatase phospho1
Exons: 3
Coding region: 254-1108 (284 amino acids)
Molecular function (GO): phosphatase activity
Source: RefSeq, a predicted model, not a curated record